CUUCUUUCUCUCUCUUGUCUUUGCCUUCUGCUGUCGCUCGCUCGUUCUCUCUCCAUCGUGCGUUUCUCUCAAUCUCAUCCUCACAAGGAGCCCCGCUUUCUCUCUCCUCCUUUCCCCUCUCGAUCAUCCUGUAAGUCUCCCGUCCCCCUUAACCCCUUCAUCUCAAACCCUAAUCCAUUGCAAUACCCCCGAAUUGACCUCCGAGAUCCCUAAUCUUCUCUUUUCCUUCCUUCCGUUUCGAUUUUGUGAGUUCAGAGAAACCAUGUGUGACGACGGUGAGAAGACCUGCCCUCUCUGCGCUGAGGAGAUGGAUUUGACUGAUCAGCAGUUGAAGCCUUGCAAAUGUGGUUAUGAGAUCUGUGUAUGGUGCUGGCAUCACAUUAUGGGGAUGGCAGAGAAGGAUGAGACAGAGGGGCGCUGUCCAGCAUGCCGUACCCCUUAUGACAAAGAGAAGAUUGUAGGAACGGCUUCAAAAUGCGAGAGCAGAUUGGUGGCUGAAAUUAACAUGGAGAAAAAAAUGAAAUCACAAAAGCCGAAGCCGAAAGCAUCAGAAGGGAGGAAGCAGCUUAGCAGUGUUCGGGUGAUUCAACGGAAUCUUGUAUACGUUGUUGGAUUGCCGCUUAAUUUGGCGGAUGAAGAUAUUCUCCAGCGUAAAGAAUAUUUUGGCCAGUAUGGGAAGGUGCUUAAAGUGUCUAUGUCUCGGACAGCUGCUGGUGUAAUUCAACAAUUCCCGAACAACACCUGCAGUGUAUAUAUUACUUACUCCAAAGAAGAGGAAGCUAUUCGCUGUAUUCAGUCUGUACAUGGAUAUGCAUUGGAGGGUAGGCUGUUAAGGGCUUGCUUUGGAACCACAAAGUACUGUCAUGCAUGGCUAAGAAAUGUGCCCUGCAACAACCCAGACUGUUUAUAUUUGCAUGAGGUUGGGUCUCAGGAGGAUAGCUUCACCAAAGAUGAAAUAAUAUCUGCUUACACCAGGAGUAGAGUUCAGCAAAUUACUGCAAAUGUGAAUACUACGCAGAAGCGAUCAGGCAAUAUAUUGCCACCACCUCUUGAUGAUUACUGCAAUGGGACCACUGCUUCUCCAGGGAAACCUAUUUUAAAGAAUGCUUUGAAUGGUGCAAUGCAGGGUGCAGCAACUGUUAAAGGUUCUCCUCCUAAUGGAAGCCAUGGUAGAUCCAUGGUUCUUCCAGCUGCAGCCUCUUGGGGAGCUCGUGCUUUGAGUUGCUCAUCUCAAGUUGCCAGUUCUGAAUGCUCUAAUGGAUCUUCUAAACACAAGGCUGAUCCAGCUGGUGGGACUGCCAGUGAAGCUGCUGUGUCGCACACUGAUGCUCCUAAAAGGCCUCCUAUAAAUGAUGCAAGUCAUAAUGUUUUUUCUAAAAAUAGAGUGGACUCUUCAAGUGCUUUGGCUUGGCAAUCUGACCUGGAUUCUGAGUUCUCUUCAUUUGAUAAAUGUGGCGAGCAAGAUGGAUCUCUGGCUUCUACUACUAAAGGUAGCAGGCAAGCUUGUGUUUCUUCCAACAAGCACAGUAGCAUAGGCAGUAAUAUGCCAAUAAAUGAUGAUGGUCCGAUGGAACUUUCAAGUAGUCCUGUAGAAGCAGAAGGGAAUAAGAUUCAGAACUCGAGUUGUGAUAUGGCAUCAUUGAGAAUCAAUGGGAGUGUUCAGCACGAGCCAUCAGGUGCGCUUAUAUCCAAGUCUUUGGUGUCUGAUCCGCAUUUUAUUGGAUCACCAGAGAACCAAGAUUCGCACCAACAGCUUCGUGAAGAGCAAUAUAAGGAGUCUUUGGCUUCACCAGGGAUUGGAAAAGCAGUUCCAUCUAGAGAUGAGUCAACUGGUACAGAUAAGAUGCCCAAUAUAUACCCUCAAGUCGAAGAUGAUGUACUAUCUUUUGAUAGUCAAAGAUUACAAGAUCCAGAAGUUACUGGCCAUAAGGUUUAUUCGUCAAAUUCGAUAUCUCCACUUCAUCUAUCGGAGAAGUUCGCCUCCAACUCGUUGCGACCUCGUGGUGUUUACAGUGAUAGCCAGAGUAAUGGUUUUGUCCAUGCGUCAAGUGGUUCAGUAAUACCAAGUGGGCAUGCUGGAAACUCCCAGCUUAAUUCUGCUGCUUUACAGAUGAAUGUUGAGCAGUCCUUUGUAAGAGCCACGCAUAGUGGAGCAUCGCAAAGUGAUGCUACAGAUUGUCAAAGGAAUGGUGCUUCAGAUGUUGGAGAGAGCAGCAUAAUCUCAAAUAUAUUGUCUUUGGAUUUCGACCCUUGGAAUGACUCAUUGCCGUCACCACAUAAUUUGGCAAAGUUGUUGGGUGAAACUGAUAAGCAGCAAGGUUCCAUCAAUGCUGCAAAUAAUUGGAAAGUCCAAAGCAACACGCAGUCUAGGUUCUCUUUCGCUAGGCAGGAGGAAUCAAUUAGUCAGCCUUUUGAUGUUGAGCUGCCUUUUGGUGUUUAUGGAGAGCUUCCAAGAAACAGAUCGAUUGGUGAAGAUAAGGAGUUUCAUUUACAUAAGCUCGGGAUUGGUAAUGACUUUCCUUCUAGAAGUUCGGCAGAAAUUGGCAAUUUUGCUGGCAGUCAAUAUGCUAUUAACAAGACUUCUGUUUCAAGAUCUCAAAUUUCAGCUCCACCUGGUUUCUCAGUGCCAAGCAAAGCACCCCCUCCUGGGUUUUCUAGUCAUGAGAGAGUGGAUCAGACUUCAGACAUGUUGACUGGCAAUCGUUUACUAGAUGUGCCCCCAUUUUUGAGGAAUACAGAGCCUCAACCGAAUGGUAAUAGUAUAGGCGGCUCUGCAGAUAUUGAGUUCAUGGAUCCUGCUAUUUUGGCAGUCGGAAAAGGGAGACUUCAGGCUGGUGGCCCUGCCAGCCCUGGCUUUGAUAUUAGAUCUUUCCCUCAACAUUUACGAGCUUUCGAAAAUGAUUCUAGACUGGACUUGUUGACACAAAGGUCGGCAUCUCCUCACCAGAGCUUGGGUUAUGACAUUGGGGCUGGUUAUACUUCUCAUGGGGACUCCUAUGGUGUACCGUCCAGAAUUUUGGACCAGUCACCUAUGGGAAAUUUAAAUUACACACAGCUGUCAUCCUUCCAACAAGGAAGGAACUCGGUCAUGUCGAAUGGCCACUGGAAUGGGUGGAAUGAGAUGCAGGGUGGUGGAAAUGGUAUGGUGAUGGCUGAGCUCCUUAGAAACGAGAGACUGGGGAUCAACAAGUUGUUUAAUGGCUACGAGGAGUCGAAGUUUCGGAUGCCCAGCUCAGGGGACUUAUAUGGUAGAACAUUUGGGAUGUGAUGUCAUGUUGAGUUGGACAGUUGGACAUUUUUCGGCCGCUGGCAGUGGUUUUGGCUUGAAAAAGAAGCAGCAAUCCUUGUGUGAUUCGUUGGCCCACUUGAGAAGGGGAAGGGAGAAUAGGCUUUUGGAGGCCACUUCUUUGGACGCCCAGAACUCCUAAAAGAUGUUGCUUUUCUGGGAUCCUGCAGGUGAUACGGUCGAGGGUGUUGCGCCCGUUCUCUUUUUCUAGGUAAAAUGCGCUUGCUCUCAGCAGCACCUUCUGCCUAGUUUGGGUCUUACCGCCUCGUAGAUAAGGUAGAUAGAUGCCAAAUAUUAUGUGGGCUAUAAGAUGAAGAGUUCAUGUGAGAAGUGAGCUCUGAUAUAAUGGUGAUGUGUACGUUUUGGCGCUCUCUGUGACUGGGACUAUCUCCUGAAAUAUAUGAAGCAUAUAUCCUCGUUUUGGCUGAUCUAUGUAAAGGGUUGGAUAUAUCUGCUGAACAUAAUAUACGUAUAUGCUUUUUAAAA
This is a messenger RNA of Punica granatum (pomegranate), 3772 nucleotides long. The record is from RefSeq and is a predicted model, not a curated record. Lineage: Eukaryota; Viridiplantae; Streptophyta; Magnoliopsida; Myrtales; Lythraceae.